Molecule: messenger RNA, 4388 nt
Organism: Pieris brassicae (large cabbage white)
Lineage: Eukaryota; Metazoa; Arthropoda; Insecta; Lepidoptera; Pieridae
Gene: Stim
Product: stromal interaction molecule homolog
Exons: 14
Coding region: 213-2273 (686 amino acids)
Biological process (GO): store-operated calcium entry; intracellular calcium ion homeostasis; activation of store-operated calcium channel activity
Cellular component (GO): plasma membrane; endoplasmic reticulum
Molecular function (GO): calcium ion binding; calcium channel regulator activity; protein binding
Source: RefSeq, a predicted model, not a curated record
CGAAAUUAUUCAGUCGGGGGAAAAAUUCUUUCAGUGAUAAAGACUAGCUGUACUUGGAUUAUUAUAAUUUGACUGUGUAACGUGAUCUAAAUUGAUGAAUUUCUAACAAAACGGUGUAUCUUAGAAUGUUAUUAGUGUGUGCGAUUCAGAAAGAAGUGAGAAAUCAUUUCGGACUUUAUAGGUAUUAGGUUCAGUGUCAUUGAAAGAUCACGAUGCGUAUCAGUUUUGUGUUAUAUUGGUGCGUAUUUGUUCAUAUUUGUAAUGGCAAUGAUGUGGACAGAGCAGAAGCAAGAGACAGCGGUCGAAGGGGAAAUUGGGGUCCCAUUUCCAGAAGCAGUUCCUUCAUGAGUGACGCAGCGGCUGUAUCCAAUGAGCUUUUAGUGGCAUGCAACAACGAGCCGUCAUGUCUCCAGGACCAUGCCGGAUUGGAGGCGAUCACGCAGCUCCAUCGGCAGCUGGAUGAUGACGCCAACGGCAAUGUUGACCUGAGUGAGAGUGAUGAUUUUCUACGUGAGGAGUUGCAGUACGACAGUGGGUAUGAGAAGCGACAACGGGCGUUUCAUCACAACGAUGAUAUGCACAUAUCUGUCAAGGAGCUUUGGGAGGCCUGGCUACGAUCUGAGGUCAGAAAUUGGACGGUGGAACAAACGGUAGAGUGGCUCUCGGAGUCUGUUGAUUUGCCUCAGUACAAGUCACUGUUCCUGCAACACCGCGUUGUUGGUGCUACAUUGCCGAGACUGGCUGUGAACAACAUGCAGUAUCUAAGCAACAUUUUGGGCAUCAAGGACCCGAUUCACAAGCAAAAGCUGGCUCUAAAGGCGAUGGAUGUCGUCCUCUUCGGACCACCUAAAGAAGGUAGUCGAUGGAAGGACUGGUUACUCGCGUCUUUACUUCUCGGUGCAGUGGUCGGAAGCUGGACGGCCUUGCGUGCUGGACGCGCAAGUCGUGUCCAAGUUCAAAGGAUGUUGAGGGAUAUGGAACAGCUUCGGAAGGCUGAAAUGGCGCUGGAUGAUAUGCAAAAGGAACUGGAGAAAGCUCGUUUGGAGCAGGAAAGUGUAACAACAGAGAAGAAGAAUUUAGAGAAGAAACUAAAAGAAGCAGGCGACACACCUUUAUUGAAUUCCACUUGGUCUGAUCUCGAAGUUUCGCAACUGAAAGCUGAAAUUGAAAUGCUCAGAGGAGAACUCCGAAGGGCGGAGGGCGAGUUGGAAGACAGGUGCUGGGCGCCUCCCGCGGGGCUGCAGCAGUGGCUACAGCUCACCCACGAAGUCGAGAACCGGGCCUACCUUAGGAAGAAGCAGCAGGCGGAUAUGCAACUGCAGCAGGCCAGGGAUGCGUGUGAGAAGUUACGCAAGAAACGCUCCAGUUUGGUCGGGGCGUUCGUUUCAACCCACGGGAAAUCGAUAGACGAUGUUGAUCGCUCCAUAGUCGAAGCUCGGACUGCGCUCAAUGAGGUCACACAGGAGUUACAGGAAAGAAUGCAUCGUUGGAAGCAAAUUGAACGAUUGUGUGGCUUCAACAUUAUCAACAACAACGGGCUCCAGUACUUAGAAAGCGCAUUGUACCGCACUGCCAAUGGACGACAACCUAACAGAGGUCGCGUUAAUAGUUCCCAAGACGACUUAAGUGCAGCCGAUGACACUUCGUUAUGCGGCUCAGUGUCAGAAACCUUCGGAUGGAAAGAGGAUUCGUCUGGAAGCGAAGCCGACACACCUCAUUAUCCUCUCGAUUUGAGGCUCGCCGAAGCCAGACUGCAACUAGAAGAACGUUUAGCGCAAGAGGCUCGUGAAGGCCGCAUUGAAGAAAGACGAGAAGAUAGGAGAUUAGCAGAUGAGAAGAGGAAUUCGUAUAAUGAUGUCAGAAAGAGCCCGGAUGAGAGACGAAGAGAUCCAGUUCAGUUUGUGUUGGGUGGUGACAAUGUUAACUGGACUGGUGAAGACCUAACUCGCGCCGUACACUCACAAUCCCAGCCACAACUUCGUGCCUCCAUGCGCAGCAUCGGCGCACCUCUACCCCCUCCGCGGCGCCCCUUUACCGGCCAAAUAGUACGCUCGCGCAGCACUGACAUAGUCCCGUACAAUCCAGAAGAACCCAGAGCUCCACCUAGACCUUUUACCAGACAAAAGCCUGUCCCAGAAGCAGAACAAGAGCCCAAUACGCCCCAAGAAGAAGAGUCCACAGAUUCGUCUCUUAUGGAGGAAGAUGGAGUUCCAAAACCCCGCAAGCGUCGUAUCAACCUGCCCUUCGGUAAGAAAUCCAAGACGCCCGCGUGACCUUGGCUAGGUUUGUAUCCUGUUAGAUUUUGCCCAGUUUUAUUGCCAAACACGGUUCAUAAUUGUUAAGAAGUCUUAAGGGUUUCGUGUAGGCGAGGCUUUAUUUGAAUCUAUGAUUUUGUAGUUGCCUUAGGAAGCAUUAGAACGGACGACUGUGACUGAGUCGGAUGAUCUGGGGAACUACGGAGCUUUAUAGAACUGAUUCAGUAUUAAUUCGAACUCGUGAAUGUCUUAAGGUACACUUUACAGUCUCAGUUCUACUUUGAUUAGUUCCAACUGAGACUUCCAAAUACUUGGUCGGGAUUUUAACAAUGUACUUUUAGUGCAAUUUUAAUUUGUUGUUUUGAUUUUUAAAGAACAUUUUUAGAUAUUUUUGCAAGUUUCUUUUUUAUUCCUAAGCACUUCUUAGUUUUAUUUGUAUUCCAUUUGAAACCUUUUGUGUGGACUCGUUGUCGUUAGUUGGAAUGUUUGCCCCAUUUUGUAUAUUUAUUAUAGCAAUACUAUGUUAAAACAAUUUAAGCUAAGCCCUGUAGAUGUGACACAUCUAAUAUAUUAUGUACAUAUAAAAAAAACAUUAUAGGAAAUAAAUAUGAAAUAAAAUAAAAAUCUCAUAAAAGGAUGAUGUUAUUUAAAAUCUGUAAUUUGUGUUAUUCAAUUGGAUGCUGCCUCCAUGAACCGCCAAGUCGUCCUAUAGAUGUUUCACAUCAAUUAUUAUUAAUCGCAUAUGUUAAACGCAUAACAAGCUCUUAAGCUACUCGAAAAUGAAGUUGAUAACUAGGGGAGGUUUCCGAAACACGACUUAGCGGUUACUGACUGCCGUACAUCAAUAAUAUAGAUUUUGACAUUCGGAAGUAAGACUUAGCGUCUUGUUCCAAAUAUCACCUAGAAACGCAAUUAUAUCGAAUCACUUCGAAUUGACUUUUUACGUAACUGUUUUCAAUAAUUAUCUGUUACGGGCCUAGCUUGUUUCCUUAUUAUAUUAUAUUAUAAUAGAUUUAAUAUAAGUAAAUUAAUUUAGUAGCAAUAAAUACGUUGAGGACAAAGCGUUCCUCAAUAGAAAUCCAUAGUGAGAUCUUAUGUUAUUGCAAACGUUGUAAAUAAGGUUGUGUUUAGGGCUGCUGUCUAAUCCAUAAUUACCGUUAGCGCUGUACAAAACCGCUUUUAGAAUACGCCAAGGUCAACCUAAGGACGGCAACCCUCGCGUUAUAGUUUGUAUUUCAUGGCGAUUAAGGGCUGUGACAUUCAAACUUUUAUAGGGAAUAUGCAUUAAUUAAAGAUGAAAUUAUAUUUAUAAAAAAUGUAUUUAUAAUAUCCAAUUUUAUUACUGCCGCUUUCAAAAUGAAAUGCAUUUUGCGUGGGAUGUAAUGUACAAGUCUAACAGAGGAGUCAAGAGAUUAACGACUAGAUAAUCGUUAAUCUAUCCAUAGAGAACAUCCAAAAAUUUGAGAACUUUGAUACAAAAUGGCUGCGUCAUGAAUAUAUGCAAUAUAUUAAUUAUGCAUAUUCCCUAUAUCAUUUCAAUAGUAUCGCAUCAUUCCCUUGUUUUAUUAGUUUGAUAGCGAUAUUGCCCGGUAGCUGAGUAGAUUAAUUUUAAGUAUUUUGGUGCUAAAUGGACUCGUAGACUGAAAACCGAAUGGCUUGAGUUACUAUUCCUGGAACUAAGGUUAAGCUUCAGAAUCGAGCGCUUAGUAUGAUUCCCGUAUGAGAAAAACUUAUUUGAUUUUGAGAUACAGAAGUCCUAGUUCGCGCUUAUUGUCUUCUCUGGAACUUACCCUUAUUAAAUUUGUAUGCGUCUAUUUUGUGUAUUUUGAAAAAUUUUAUUCUAUUGACAACUGAAUUUUAUUGUUAUACGUUAAUCAGAAUUAUUGGUGUUUGUGGUUUUUAUCCGUUAAUAAUUCAUAAAAUUUACAUGACACAAAUGACAUUGUACUUAACUUUAAAUUCUAAGCCAAACCUCGUUUUCAGUUGCCGCAAAUUGUCACAAAAUGCAGAGUUGCCAUGUGUUAAUUUUAACCUAGCUGAAUAUUUGCAAUAGUUUUAUCGAGAUCUGAAAAAGACAAUCGUGAUAAGUUGUUACUUCUUUUAAAAAGAUAAUAAAUUGGUACUGAAAAUGUU